Molecule: messenger RNA, 2142 nt
Organism: Macrobrachium nipponense
Lineage: Eukaryota; Metazoa; Arthropoda; Malacostraca; Decapoda; Palaemonidae
Product: sodium/hydrogen exchanger 6-like
Biological process (GO): sodium ion import across plasma membrane; proton transmembrane transport; potassium ion transmembrane transport
Cellular component (GO): plasma membrane; recycling endosome
Molecular function (GO): sodium:proton antiporter activity; potassium:proton antiporter activity
Source: RefSeq, a predicted model, not a curated record
UAAACAUUUCACGAUGGCAGGUGAACGUAAUGUUGGUGUUCUGGCAAUUUCUCUAACAUCUUUGUUACAUUACGCGAGUGCCAAGGCCUCUUUGGGCACAGACAUUGCGCUAGAUGAAAAGUAUUGGGUGACGCACCGAAUUGACAGCCUUAAUAUUUUGUUAUACACAUUUUUACUCAUAUUAACUGUGGUGACAAUAUGGAUCUUCAAGUAUCGGCGAGCAAGAUAUCUCCACGAAACAGGAUUGGCUGUGAUAUACGGCUUGAUUGUCGGUGCGAUAUUAAGAUACAGUGGUGAUAGCAUCACUAAGUACAUGGUUGUUGUGCCUGAAAAUGACUCCAAGUACACCGACAAUGUUCCCCCAGAUACCUUAUGGCUCAGAUAUGCUGGAGGAAAAGCCAGCCAAAAUCGAACAUAUGGUUACUCUUUUAAGGGGGAGAUCCCUGAGAGCCUAGAGAAUGAGAUUGUUCAGAAGGCUACUUUUGAUCCAGAGAUUUUCUUCAACAUUCUCUUGCCACCAAUUAUAUUCAGCGCUGGUUAUAGUCUGAAGAGGAAACAUUUUUUCAAGAAUUUGGGAGCCAUCUUCACAUUUGCCUUCCUUGGAACAACGAUAUCAACUUUUGUUGUUGGAGGAUUGGUGUAUGGAUUCCUGUGGCUUAUAGGGUCUACAUAUUCCUUCAUAGACUGCUUGUUAUUUGGAGCUCUGAUAUCUGCCACAGAUCCUGUCACUGUAUUGGCAAUUUUUUCGGACCUCCAUGUAGAUGUUAAUUUGUAUGCCCUUGUCUUUGGGGAGGCUGUACUGAAUGAUGCAGUUGCCAUAGUUUUAUCAGGGGCAAUAGAAGGUUAUGGCAGUAACAGCAAAGGAUUUGAGACAUCAGCCUUCUUCAAGGCCAUAUGGGAUUUUCUGGUGACCUUCAGUAUGUCUCUCUUCAUUGGGUCCUUUAUGGGUUGCAUUACAGCCAUUAUCACAAAAUUCACUCGCCUCAAAGACUUCCCCAACUUGGAAACAUCGCUGUUUUUCCUCAUGUCUUACUCAACUUUCCUUAUGGCUGAAGCAGCUGACUUAACAGGAAUUGUUGCAGUGCUCUUCUGUGGAAUAUGUCAAGCGCACUACACUUACAACAACUUAUCAGUCGAAAGUCAAUUGGCAACUAAAACACUCUUUGAUCUCUUUAACUUUCUUUCUGAGAAUUUCAUUUUCUCCUAUAUUGGAGUGUCCAUGUUUACAUUUGACCAUCACAAGUGGGAUGUUGGCUUCAUCUGCAUUGCUUUUGUUGCCAUAAUCGUUGGUCGAUUUAUGAACAUUUAUCCACUAUCCUUCAUACUUAACAUUGGACGUCGUCCCAAAAUCCCAGUCAACUUCAUGAACAUGUUGUUUUUCUCAGGUUUACGUGGUGCUAUUGCGUUUGCUUUGGCAAUCCGUAACACGAGCAGUGAUUCGAGAAAGGCAAUACUCACCACUACGUCUCUUAUCGUCAUUGUAACUGUUAUUCUUUGUGGCGGAUUAACUACUCAAGUAUUAUCAUGGCUCGGGAUACCUGUUGAUGUUGAGGACGAAGAGACGCGCCAUUUGAACAACUUCCAGCCUAUCAGAAAUGAUUACAAAAGCAUUGAUGACUCCAGGGGUCCAGGAUCAGAAGACGGUGGCGAAAGUGAUUCUUGUAAUCAAACGUCAAGCAUGUUUGAGAAGGCCUGGCUCUUCCGUGUAUGGUCUCAGUUUGAUGUACGAUUCAUGAAGCCAUUUUUAACGAAUAGUCGACCCACCCUUCUAGACACGUUGCCUAUCUGCUGUGCGCCAUUGGCCAGACUCCUCACCACCACAGACCAACUGACUCAGGAUCACGAUCCGCUCAAUGAUGACAUGCCGCUAGAUGAUUCUCUCAUCAGCUGGGGUGUAAGGACGUCUAUAGACACUGGUCGCCAGGUGAGUGUUAAAAUUAAGAUAUCUAGCAUUACUGUUGUGCGUCAUUUCUGUUAUUUUUAGAAAACUGAUGGGGUGGUCUAGUAAUUCUCUGGUCUUUUGGAAUAACAAGAGUUUGCAGUUUUUAAGCUUAUGUUUUCCAUGAAUUAAGUCUUGCAGUGAACUGUAUAUUUGAUUGUAAGUAGAAUUUUGAGUGCCUGUAGUUUUUGUUGUUUUGAUGA